Messenger RNA from Jatropha curcas, 1604 nucleotides. Lineage: Eukaryota; Viridiplantae; Streptophyta; Magnoliopsida; Malpighiales; Euphorbiaceae. The record is from RefSeq and is a predicted model, not a curated record.
UUCUGGGGGUAUUCAGGCGUUUGCUGAGAAUGGUUCUUCAGCUCAGAUUAUUUGAUGUGGCAUUCAUUUGGGCGACGGAAAAGCAAUCUACAGGUUUAUCUCCCGUGCUUGUGUCCUCCUCAGGAAGGCAUCAAGGUGGUGGAUUAGGUAGGCAACCUAGUCAAAGUUGUCAUGCAGAAGCUGUAUCUCUGAAAAAUGGAGGACUCAAUGAAUCUGGUUCUACCAGUUCAGGAGCCGUUCAUGUUAAUAAUAUCAGCCAAAGGAUGGAGAAAGACACUUCAAAGUGGCAGUUAAAAGGAAAAAGGAAUUCAAGACAUAUCAGUAAAAACAGAAAACAGGACAGGAGAAAAUAUAUGGUCAUGGACAUGGAUAAUGAACCUGCUCCAUAUUUGGCUGGUAUAGAGCACUCAGAUGGAUUCUUUCCUGUUUCUGAUCAGAGAGUAGAUUGUGAUGGCAGUAGAAGGUCCCUUGCGUCAUUUAACUGCAAGGUAGACGGGGUUCGGGAUUGGAGCAAAUCUUUUUCUCACAGGGAUAUGAGAGGAGCAAUUGGGGACGUGUCUUUACCCCCUCAAAGAUCGCUUCCCUAUCGCCAGUCACGUUUUACUGUUAACUCCAGAUAUCAGACCUCAGAUUUUCCAGGCAGAACUAUUACUGAUAGUAAACUUUAUGAUGUUAAGCUUGAGGUAAAAGCAAACUACCAGCCACAGAAUGUCCCAUUGGUUUCCCUCAUGAGCAAAUUGAAUGGAAAAGCAAUUAUUGGUCGACCUCUAACAGUUGAAUGUGUAGAUGAUGGCUUUUGCGAUCUUAUUAUCCGCAGUAAUGAAUGUGAUCCAACUCGUGCAUCUGCCCUGGACGCUGCUGAACUGGGGCAUGCAGCAAUGCGAAAUUCAGAUGCUGGAAGAAUUCCUGCCAAGCAUAUGACAAUGCAGGCACGUUUCUCACCGAGUAAAUCGCCAAAAAGGAAAUGUGUGCUUUUGCCCAAAAAGAUUAGGAAACUAUCUACAUUGACCGGUAAUAAAGAAGAAUAUAGGAAACCAGUGGUGGAGAAACUUAAGGGUCCUGUUAUAGCUUGUAUCCCUCUCAAAUUAGUGUUCAGUAGGAUAAAUGAGGCAGUGAACGGUUCAGCAAGACAAACAAACCGUGCCCUAACGUCAAGCAACUCAUGAAUUUACCUACGAAUUUUGCUUAUAUUGGUGUUCUGGGAAUUUUUAUUUGCUUGGGUAUAUCAAGCUCUCCGAACCAUGCUGGGCGAGUGGCAAUUUGUAUUCAGUCCUGAAGGUAGAAUCCCUAUGUACCAUUCCGUGGCCAUUUCGAUGUUGACUUGUUGUAGAGAAGGAACUGUAGGAGUAAGAUUGGAUGGUGGCUGCUUUGGCUCUGUAUAUAAUGUAACAAUAGUUGAGGUGUAAAGAUGAUCUGGUAUUAGGUACUUGUGGCCUGAUAUUAGGUUGAAUUUUAUGAAUUGAGGUUGGCUCAUGUCAUGGGGGGCGCUAAUAACUUAAAAAAGUUUUCAGUGACUGAUUCCAGGCCGUUUUUUCAUUGUUUCAUUGCUUGAAAGUUCUAAUAUAAUGCUGAUGGUAAUAUAUGAUACUGCAAGCCUUUGACUA